AAAGGAGAAUAUACGAAGGAAGGGCCAAGGGGGAACUCAAAACUCAGUCUCGUCGUCCCUCUCUCUGCCUUCAUAUAAAUACAGAGCAAACAGCCUUCACUCUGAAACUUCAACUUCAUUAAGCCGAUUCCAGUUUUUGCCCCCAAAACAUAUUUAUCCGCUCUCUUGUUUUCCUUAGUUUCCCUCGCUUUCUCUUCGAGUUGCGGCGUUCUGUUCUGUUCGCCUCCCCAAACUAGGUUUCCGACUCCAAAAUGGUCGCCGAAAAGGGGAAGAAAUCGAAGGUGGCCGACAAAGUUGAGGACGACGAGGCUGAUCACAUUGACGUCGAGCUCGUCCAAUUUAUCGAGAAGUUACAGGAGGUUCAAGACGAGCUCGAGAAGGUUAAUGAAGAAGCAGGUGACAAAGUUUUGGAAGUUGAACAGAAAUAUAAUGAGAUAAGGCAGCCUGUUUAUGUGAAACGGAAUGAGAUUAUCAAAACUAUUCCAGACUUCUGGUUAACUGCUUUCUUGAGUCAUCCUGCACUUUGCGAUCUUUUGUCAGAAGAAGAUCAGAAGAUCUUUAGGCAUUUAGCUUCUCUUGAAGUGGAGGAUCAAAAGGAUGUAAAGAUGGGCUACUCCAUCAUAUUUAAUUUCAAUGAGAAUCCUCAUUUUGAAGAUAGAAGGCUUGAGAAGACAUAUACAUUCUUUGAAGAUGGGGCAAUUAAAAUUACUGGAACAACAAUCAAGUGGAAGGAUGGCUCGGGCACAUCAAAUGGAGUUAAUGGUGAGAAGAAAGGGAAGAAGCGACCCCUGGCUGAAGACAGCUUCUUCAGUUGGUUUGGGGAGACCGAACAAAAAGAUAUCACUGAGCUUCAUGAUGAGGUAGCUGAGAUAAUUAAAGAGGACUUAUGGCCCAAUCCUUUGAAAUAUUUCAACAAUGAUAUCGACGAAGAUGAAGAGGACUCUGAUGGAGAAGAUGAGGAUGAGGAGGAAAAUGGAGAUGACGAUGACGAUGGUGAAGACUGAAACGUAGAGGACAGACCCAUGAUAGACCUCCCUCGGGGAGCUCAGAUACGGCAUUGCUUUCAACCAUAGGUACCUUUUUCUUUUCUUUCUUUCCUUAUUUAUGUUGACCUAGGAUGUCAAUUGUUCCAAUCUGUGAUAUUUGUUAAAGCACUUUUGCCAAAUUUAUACAUCAAUGUGUUAUUUAUCUUCUAGGCUAUUUUUCGCCUACCCUUGUCAUUAAAUACAAAGCCCCAUCAUUUCAUUAGAGAUGUCUCUAUUUUCCAUUUCUUGCCACAAUAUUGUUUCCUGAAAAGGAUGGGGACUGAUCAACAUAUUAGUAUGGAAGUACUUUUUCAACAUUUUGAA
This is a messenger RNA of Momordica charantia (bitter melon), 1349 nucleotides long. Its product is annotated as NAP1-related protein 2. Lineage: Eukaryota; Viridiplantae; Streptophyta; Magnoliopsida; Cucurbitales; Cucurbitaceae. The record is from RefSeq and is a predicted model, not a curated record. Gene Ontology annotation, cellular component: nucleus. Gene Ontology annotation, biological process: nucleosome assembly.